Molecule: messenger RNA, 285 nt
Organism: Prunus armeniaca (apricot)
Lineage: Eukaryota; Viridiplantae; Streptophyta; Magnoliopsida; Rosales; Rosaceae
Source: the annotation of a GenBank genome assembly
AUGGUGUUCAUUUUGCCAGAGAAGUUCAGAGCAGCAGAAGGACAAGAAAGCACUCUGGAAGGAGAUGUCUUCUCCCAAGAAAGCUUCGAAUGCAGGUUGGCAGAAGCAGAGGAGGCACCAGAACAGCAAAUAGGUAAUCCCAAGACAGGCAGAACUGCCAACAAACCGGCUGCACAACAACUUUGCUUCUCCAAACCAACCAAAGAGAUGACCAAUCACCUCAGACCUUUGUUUAUAAUAGCAAACUUUGGGGGUGUUCAUAUUCCCAAGGUCAUGAUAGAUUGA